UCUAAUUUUUAGGAUAUAUCUACAUUAUUGAUUCAUAUUAGUGUGACCACGUGCAUUAUCACCAUAAGAUUUUCAGUCACCGGAACAUGAUAUACUAAAUUUCUGCAACCGAGUGCGGGGAGACGCCAACACAAAUUUCGAUCACAUUUGAAAACUUGAAGAAGAUGAAAUUAUGCAACUUAAUUUAGGCAAGUUGCAGAAAAUUUUACUACUAUAACAUGUUCCGCUUGCUGGAAGUCUUAUGGUAAUAAUGCAUGUGGAGCACUAAUAUUAACCAAUAAUGUAGCCAACAAAUCCUGAAAAAUUAGACAGCUAAAAUUUCGGAAAAGAUGCAUUUCAUUAAAAGAUUUAAGACCAAAAAGAGGUAUGUAUAUAUAUAAAACACCCAAUUAAUAGCAGGAUAGAAACAGUUGAAAAUAGUACCAUAUAUGUACUGUCUUAUUUAAGACAAGUAUAGAGGUUUUAGGUUUAAAACUUUCCUGUCAAGAAUUAUGGGCUUGCUGAGUUAUUUUAACUAACUUAACAUGAAAAAGGAAACAUCCCUUUUCAUCACCAGCCAGAAUCCUUGAUUCACAUAUCUUCCUCCCAGAAUCUCUCCGUUUCUUCCAUUUCCAAGAAUUUUAUCGUGUAAGAAUCGUACAUGACGGAACCUCAGUUUUUCUAUCUGUGCUGAAGUUUAUGAGGGCAUCAUCAUCUGGUAUGAUCAUGAUAUAACCUUCAUGUUUUCUGUACAUAAGGGGUUCUCAACCUGCUUUCCAUGUUGAUAUUUGCCAUUGCUUUUCUCAUCUCUUAAUUUGUAGCUUGUUACUUUUGUCAGCAGUUCCAGAAGUUCUUGGUAAGAUAUGCUGUUGUUUUCCUUAAAAUUUGAUGUUUUCUCACAAUUCACAUGUUUUUCUGUUUAUAAUCUUGAAUCUUGAUCAUAUGUUCUUUCUAGCCGUAUUUGGAACGAGUUUUCACUCAAAUAUUGCUGUUUAUGACUUGUUUUUGAACUUUUACUUCAUGUUUCUCCAAAGGGUUAUCCCCCGAAUUUAUUUUCUUUUGAUCUUUAGGACAAAGAAUCAGAUAUCCUUUAUGUUGUAAGGAUUUCAGGAAAAUAGUAAAACUUGUCUUAAUUUGGUUUUUAUCUUUGAUCUUCUUGUUUGAAUGAAGGAUGAGUUACAAUACUCAUUCCGUCUUAGAAUGGAAGAAGAGAUGCUGAGCAUGAUUUCCCAUGCAAAACUGAAUAUGAAUGAAGAAUCAUCCGACUCUAAUUGUAGCAUCUACGUCACAAAUGCGUGCAAGCGUUCUAGAGUCGAGAGGUUCAAAGGAGUCGUCCCUCAACAGAACGGACAUUGGGGUGCACAGAUAUACGCAAACCAUCACCGUGUAUGGCUUGGGACGUUCAAAUCAGAGAUCGAUGCUGCGAUGGCCUAUGAUAGCGCAGCCAUCAAGCUUAGAAGUGGAGAUACUCACAGAAAUUUUCCAUGGACUAAUAUCAGCAUCCAAGAACCAAAGUUCCAGAGCCAUUUUACCACUGAUGUAGUUUUGAACAUGAUAAGGGACGGUUCGUAUCCUGCAAAGUUUGCCGAUUUUCUAAGGAGCCAACGAGGUGAAAUAGAGAUAGGCUUGAACCUAUCAUCGUUCCACGGAGAUGGGCAGUUUUCUUGCAAUCUACUUUUCCAGAAGGAGCUAACUCCAAGUGAUGUUGGCAAACUUAACAGGCUCGUAAUCCCCAAAAGAUAUGCCGUUAAGCAUUUUCCCAACGUGCCGGAUCCUAGCGAUUAUAGCCUGGAUAUUGCUGGAAGAGUAGACGAAGUUCAGCUUGAAUUCUACGAUAGGCAGAUGAACUUGUGGAAAUUCCGGUAUUGCUAUUGGAAGAGUAGCCAAAGUUUUGUGUUCACAAGGGGCUGGAAUCGGUUCGUGAAGGAAAAGAGGUUGAGAGCGAACGACACCAUAGCUUUCUAUAUGUACGAGAGCAGGGAUGGAAGACGUUUUGGGCAAUCGUUUCUAGUCAUUGAUGUAGCCAGCAAAGACGAGUCGAGGAACGACAACAACACGAAAAUGGAAUUGGGAAGAGUAACUAAUAACUCUGACGAAGUUAAACAAGACAAAGUAGAGAACGGAAAUCACAACUCCUUUGUGGAAAUAUUAACUUUACAAGCUCCGAGCAGUGACACAAAAGGUUUUAGGCUUUUCGGAGUCCAAAUAGACUAAGUUUGAGGGCUAAUUCCUCCUUAUGCUUCCAUUUCUUGUUUUCAUGGAUCCAAACUAUGGUGAAUUGAACUCAUCUAACUCUUUUCCAUGACUAACUCACUAGGUUAAUUUAACGUUUACUUGCCAAAAUAGUUUCUGAGCAAAGUGUUGUUCAAUCAAUCAAACAAACAUAUCUGCUCGAACACAGACAAGAUUUCUAUGCCUCAGAAUGUAAUGAAUUCUUUUUGGUUUUUAGUUUUU
Sesamum indicum (sesame) is the source of this 2433-nucleotide messenger RNA. RefSeq names its product AP2/ERF and B3 domain-containing transcription factor At1g50680-like. Gene Ontology annotation, biological process: regulation of DNA-templated transcription. Lineage: Eukaryota; Viridiplantae; Streptophyta; Magnoliopsida; Lamiales; Pedaliaceae. Gene Ontology annotation, molecular function: DNA binding; DNA-binding transcription factor activity. The record is from RefSeq and is a predicted model, not a curated record.